AUGGCAGGUCGACUUGUCGAAAUUUUGAUGCCGAGAUUGUGUCGCGGAGGUUGCAACGGGCGCAGAGCUACCCUCCGCUUGAUGGGCCACAAGGAUUCGGACAUUGACAGGCAUCUUGCAAAGCGAGCCUUCCCCAGUGUGUCAAUCUCCAGCCGGAUUGGCUUUGACCCGGAGGAGGAGGAUGGCUUUGAUAACGGAAGUGCACCAGAACCAUCCCUUUCAUUAGUUGCUACUUGGUUUGAAACGACUGCUGGCGGCCAUGACAUGGAGGAUCAAGUUUCUUUCAAUCAAUCGGAUGCAGGAGCGAUAAAAGCCCGCAUGAUCGGAUCAGAUCCAAGUUCCUUCAGGCUCCUCAUCCCGCCGUCCUCGUCGCUCGUUGCAUUCUCUAGUUUGCUCCUUGCCUCUAGCGUGCAGCUAGCGUCCGCAGUCAUCAUUCCAAGAGGCAUUGUCACUGACCCUGCGGCAUUUGCUGCCACCAAUUUUGACUUUGUCGUAGUUGGUGGGGGGACGGCUGGACUCGCCGUCGCCGCCCGUCUCGCCGAGAAGAGCACUUGGUCCAUUGGUGUGAUCGAAGUCGGGCAAUAUCGACCUAAUGACCCACUCAUUGAUGUCCCAAAGAACUUCGGUUCGACCCUUGGCAACGCUAACUAUGACUGGGUAUACUUGACUACUCCCCAGGCAAAUGCAAACAAUCGAGUGAUCCCUCAGAAUCGUGGUCGUGUUCUCGGCGGUAGCUCUGCCAUCAACUUUGAAAUCUUCAAUCGACCAGCUGCCAUUGAGUAUUCGGCUUGGUCUGUCCUCAAUCUCGGUUUUGGCCAGGGUUGGACUUGGAAUGGCUUGCUCCCGUACUUCAAGAAAGCAGAAACAUACACGCCACCCCUCCCAGAGGACCAGUUCCCAGACCCGACGCCAACCCGCCGCCGCAGAGAUGAAGAAGUCGCCGGAACGGAUAUUCCGACCGACUUUUUGGCUAGUGCAAUCGACGCGCUGAAUGCGACCGCCCUCGAUGUGAACGCAUUGCUCGCCGCAGCCGGCGUAGCCGACACACUGAACGCGGGAAAUUCGACCGCCGUGACGAAGCGAUCGUUCCUGAACGCUCGAGACGACGCCGUUCAUGGGUCAUCGGGACCGGUCAAAGCUUCUCACAACACAUGGUACUCCGACGUCGCCUCCCCCUAUAUCCAUGCGGUACAGAACUUGGGCAUUUCGAUCAACAACUCACCGGAUUCUGGAGAUAAUGUUGGAAUCUACAACUCUCCUCGUGCAGUUGACUCUACGAGUCAAACGAGGUCAUACGCUGCCUCAGCCUACUACGCUCCCAACGCUAGCAAGUCCAACUUUAUCGUUCUCACGGGUGCCCAAGCUACAAAGAUUCAGUUCAGCUCUACAAAGAACAGGGACGGCACUUACACCGCGACGGGGGUUUCCUACACCUAUGGUGGCACUGUCUAUACUGUUAAAGCGGCAAAGGAAAUCAUUCUUUCCGGCGGUGUCUUCAAUACGCCUCAGCUCCUUGAACUCUCCGGCGUUGGUGACUCGGGCUUGCUGUCGAGCUUUGGUAUCCAGACCUUGAUCAACCUCCCGGGCGUUGGUGAGAAUCUGGUGGACCACGCUAUGACUCCUUGUAGCUUCAUCAUCAAGGAUGGUUACCACACAUGGGAUGAGCUAAGACUUAACUCCACGUUUGCUGCCGCUGCCGCUGCUCAAUACGCCUCGUCAAAGACCGGUAUCCUGACCUCUACCAUCUCUGUCCUGUCAUUUGUUCCUCUCCAAUCGUUCCUCUCGACUUCCAAGUUCAUUAAUAUCUUGGCAUCCUUGACUGGGGAGCUUCUCAGUGGUGCAAGCUCCUUCUCUCUUCUCCAAUGGGCUCAAUACGUCCUCCAACUCGGCUGGCUCUACAAUACGGACGUUCCUCAAGUCGAGUUUGUCUUCGUUCCCGGCUUCCAGCCUACACCAAACUCUCUCACACCCGCUGCCAAUACGUCGUACAUUACGAUUACCCCAGUCCUUCAGCAUGCAUUCAGCCGUGGCUCCGUUCACAUUACAACCACGGAUCCCCUGGUUAAGCCCGCGGUUAAUCCCAACUACCUCGCCAGUUCCUUUGACCGCAGCGUUCUCGUUGAGAGCGUCAAGUUCGUUCGCAAGAUUGCAUCUACGGCUCCUUUCUCAAAUCUCAUCAAGACGUUCAAUGACCCACCCACGUCUGUGACCAGCGACGAUGAUAUUGCCAAUUACGUUCGCAACUCUUUGCAGAGUCUCAAGCAUCCAGUCGGUACCGCGGCGAUGGCGCCGCGUCAGCUAAACGGUGUGGUUGACACAAGCUUGCUUGUCUACGGGACGAAGAACUUGCGCGUCGUGGACGCUAGUGUUUUCCCCAUGCACGUCUCUGCUCACUCACAAAGCACGACGUAUGCGAUUGCCGAGAAGGCUGCCGAUGUCAUUAAGAGCAUCUGGAACUGA
Molecule: messenger RNA, 2460 nt
Organism: Serendipita indica DSM 11827
Lineage: Eukaryota; Fungi; Basidiomycota; Agaricomycetes; Sebacinales; Serendipitaceae
Source: the annotation of a GenBank genome assembly